This is a messenger RNA of Ziziphus jujuba (common jujube), 5080 nucleotides long. RefSeq names its product eukaryotic translation initiation factor 5B. NCBI's taxonomy places the organism in Eukaryota, Viridiplantae, Streptophyta, Magnoliopsida, Rosales, Rhamnaceae. Bases 305 to 4435 code for a protein of 1376 amino acids. The record is from RefSeq and is a predicted model, not a curated record. The transcript has 13 exons. Gene Ontology annotation, molecular function: GTPase activity; translation initiation factor activity; GTP binding.
CAUCAUAAAGCCCUCCCAUCCCAUCAUCUUCUUUGCUUUUCGUACACACUGUGCCUCUCCAGGCAAGGCAGGCGGCGUUUGUUGUUUGGUAUGCGAGAAAAUCCCAGAUUUUCUAAGAAAGCUCAUUUCUUGCCGUUAAUCGACGGCAAUCCAAUAUAAAAAAGAAAAUAGUUGAUUUGAAUUUCGAUUGCGGCGAGGAUCGAUUUUUCUUUGUUCAAAUUUAGUUACGGAUUUUCCGAUAAGGUUUUUGGAAAAUUGAGGUUUUGUUAGAUUUGAAGCUGUGGUUUAAUUUGUCGAUAUCUCAAUGGGUCGAAAGAAGCCAACGGCUCGGGACGACGAGAACCAAACCGCAACAGCAGGUGUAAAAUCGAAGAAGAAAUCACUGGUUAUCGAUGACGAUGAGUACUCCAUUGGUACGGAGCUCUCUGAGGAGCCCCAAGCUGUUGAAGAAGAGAAGGUUGUAGUUACGGGGAAGAAGAAAGGCAAAAAGGGUAGCUCCAUAGCUUCACAACACGAAGAAGAAGAAGAAGAAGAUGUGGAAAAGUCUUUGGAGGAAGAUGAUGUUCCGGAGGUUGUGUUCACAGGAAAGAAGAAGGGGAAGUCGAAGAAGGGUGGUGGAAACAGCAGCGUUUUCAGUGCUUCGAGUUUUGGAUUGCUUCAAGAUGAGGAUGUAAAGGAUGAUGAGGAUGAGGAUAAAUCCGGGGUUCAAAGCGAUGAAGAGGAGGACACUCCAGUGGUGAGUUUUCAGGGGAAGAAGAAGCCUUCCAAGUCGUCGAAGAAGAAAACUGGUGGUAGUUUGUUUUCCGCUUCAGCUUUUGAUGCUAUUGAUGGUGAUGAUGAUGACGGAGAGGUGGUUGAUAAUUCUAAUAAAGAAGCUGUGGAUGAUAAUGAUGAUGAAGCCCCGGUCAUUGAGUUUACAGGGAAGAAGAAGUCGUCUAAGGGAGGCAAGAAAAGUGGGAGUUCGUUUGCUGCUGCGAGUUUAGAUGUUCUAGAUGAUGAAUUUGAGGUUAAGGAUGAAGAACAAGAUGUUGCUCCGAUUGCUUUCUCUGGUAAGAAAAAGAAGUCAUCAAAGGCUUCGAAAAAGAGUGGUGGUGGUAAUUCAUUUAACUCGGUAUUGCUUGAUGAGGGAAAUGAGGAGGAAGAUGCUUCUGUAUCCGAAGUGUCUCGAGUUGGUGACGAUGAUACUGUGGAGCAUGAAGAGUCCUCAGUGAUUUCGUUUUCGGGUAAGAAAAAAUCUUCCAAAAAGAAAAGUAAUAAAUUGAGUGAAGAAGCUGCAGUGGUUGAGAGUGAAGCUGCAGAUGCAAUGGAACCUGAUGAAUCUAAAACCAUUAACAAAAAUGUAGAGGUUGCAGCAGAAACUUCAAAAAACAAGAAGAAGAAGAAAAAGAGUGGAAGAACUGCUCAAGAAGAAGAUGAUCUGGAUAAGAUUCUGGCUGAGCUUGGUGAGCGUUCUGCAGUAGCAAAGCCUGCUGAACCUGCUCCUCUUCCUAUCCAAGAGGAGAAAGUUCAGGCUCAGGUUCAAUCUGAAACAGCUGCCCCGGUUGCCCCAGUUGAUGGUUUGGGUGAAAAAGAUGGUGAAGAAGAGACUGUAGAGUCUGCUGCUGCAAAGAAGAAAAAAAAGAAAAAGGAGAAGGAGAAGGAAAAGAAGGCAGCUGCAGCUGCAGCAGCUGUUUCAGUGGAUGUAAAAGAUGAAACCAAAACUGAAAUAGCUGAACCCAAGAAGAAUGAAGGGAAGGGGAAAGCUGCUGACAAGAAAUUGCCAAAGCAUGUGAGGGAGAUGCAAGAGGCUCUUGCUAGGCGAAAAGAAGCAGAAGAGAGGAAGAAAAAGGAAGAAGAGGAGAGGUUGAGAAAGGAAGAAGAGGAAAGGCGGAGGCAGGAAGAACUUGAGAGGCAAGCAGAAGAGGCUAGGCGUCGGAAAAAGGAAAGGGAAAAGGAGAAGCUGCAAAAGAAAAAACAGGAGGGAAAGCUUCUAACUGCCAAGCAGAAGGAAGAAGCCCGUAGGCUGGAGGCAAUGAGAAAUCAAAUACUUGCUAAUGCAGGAGGUUUGCCAUUCCCUGCUGCUGAUGCAAGUGCACCGGAUAAGCCAGUUAAACGACCCAUGUACCAGAAGAAGAAGGCAAAACCAACUGUCAAUCUAGAAAAUGGUGCAGCUCCUGCUAAGGAAGUAGAAAAUAUUGAUGAAAAGGAAAGCCAACAAGAGAGUGUGCCCGAGUUGGAUUCUGUAGAAUCAGUGAAGACUGAAGAGACAGAGUCCGUGGAUAUGGAGGAUAAAUUGGAGGUUUCUGAAGUUGCUAAAGACAAUGGAAUAGAAGAAGACGAUGAUGAGGAUGAAUGGGAUGCAAAGAGUUGGGACGAUGCUGUUGUGAAUCUCUCUGUUAGGAGUGCAUUUGCUGAUGAAGAGGUUGACUCUGAGCCUGAACCUGUUGCCAAAAAAGACAUAAAGAGUGCAGUAUCAACUCCUCGGAAUGCAGCCCCACCUGUGGUUGCCAAGCCUGUGGGUGAUGCCAAGAAAGUUCUUCCUUCUCAGCCAAUAAAAUCUAAGGAUGUUGAAAAUAAGAAAAAGCAUACUGAGGUUGAAAUUUUAGACAAAAGUAAGAAAAAAGAUGCUUCAGUGAAAAAAGAAGAUGCUACUCCCAAGCAGAGUGAUGAUAACCUUCGAUCUCCUAUAUGUUGCAUUAUGGGCCAUGUGGAUACUGGUAAAACAAAGCUUUUGGACUGUAUCCGAGGCACUAAUGUUCAGGAAGGUGAGGCUGGGGGUAUUACUCAACAGAUUGGUGCGACUUAUUUUCCUGCUGAAAAUAUACGUGAAAGAACUAAGGAGUUGAAAGCUGAUGCCAAAUUGAAGGUCCCAGGUUUAUUGGUUAUUGAUACACCUGGGCACGAGUCAUUCACCAACUUGCGAUCACGGGGUUCAGGCUUAUGUGAUAUUGCGAUUUUGGUUGUUGAUAUUAUGCAUGGCUUAGAGCCCCAAACGAUUGAAUCACUCAAUCUUUUGAAGAUGAGGAAUACAGAAUUCAUUAUUGCACUUAAUAAGGUGGACAGACUCUAUGGCUGGAAAGCCACACGCAAUGCACCUAUUCUUAAGACAAUGAAGCAACAAACUAGGGAUGUUCAAAAUGAGUUUAAUAUGAGGCUCACUCAGAUCAUCACUCAGUUCAAAGAACAGGGCUUAAAUACAGAGCUAUACUAUAAAAAUAGAGAAAUGGGGGAGACAUACAGUAUUGUACCUACAAGUGCCAUUAGUGGUGAAGGGGUUCCAGAUUUGUUGUUGCUCUUGGUUCAAUGGUCUCAAAAAACUAUGGUCGAGAAGCUUACAUACAGUAAUGAAGUGCAGUGUACUGUGUUGGAGGUCAAAGUUGUUGAGGGGCAUGGGACAACCAUUGAUGUUGUUUUGGUUAAUGGCGUGCUUCAUGAGGGAGAUCAAAUAGUUGUUUGUGGCAUGCAGGGACCAAUUGUUACUACAAUCCGUGCCUUAUUGACGCCCCAUCCAAUGAAAGAACUCCGAGUUAAGGGAACGUAUCUGCACCACAAACAAAUUAAGGCUGCACAGGGUAUCAAGAUCACAGCACAGGGCCUUGAACAUGCUAUUGCUGGCACUGGUCUAUAUGUGGUAGGGCCCCAGGAUGACUUGGAAGAUGUUAAGGAACUAGCUAUGGAAGAUAUGAAAUCUGUUAUGAGCAGGAUUGACAAGAGUGGUGAGGGAGUUUGUGUUCAAGCUUCUACUCUUGGUUCUUUGGAAGCAUUGCUGGAGUUUCUAAAAACGCCUGAAGUAAAUAUUCCAGUAAGCGGCAUAAGUAUAGGCCCUGUACAUAAGAAGGAUGUCAUGAAGGCCAAUGUAAUGCUAGAAAAGAAAAAGGAGUAUGCCACAAUUUUGGCAUUUGAUGUCAAAGUGACACCAGAGGCCCGGGAACUUGCAGAUGAAUUGGGUGUAAAGAUUUUUAUUGCGGAUAUCAUUUAUCACUUAUUUGAUCAAUUCAAGGCUUAUAUUGACAAUCUCAAGGAGCAAAAGAAGAAGGAAGCAGCUGAUGAAGCUGUCUUCCCAUGUGUCCUUAAGAUUUUACCUAACUGCAUUUUCAACAAGAAGGAUCCAAUUGUCUUGGGUGUUGAUGUCCUAGAAGGCAUUGCCAAGGUUGGAACUCCAAUUUGUAUUCCUCAAAGGGAUUUUAUUGAUAUUGGACGCAUAGCCUCGAUUGAAAACAAUCAUAAGCCUGUUGAUACUGCCAAGAAAGGGCAGAAGGUCGCAAUUAAGAUAGUUGGCAGCAGUCCUGAUGAGCAACAAAAAAUGUUUGGUAGGCAUUUUGAGCUCGAGGAUGAACUUGUCAGCCGCAUUUCAAGGAAUUCAAUUGAUGUGCUAAAAGCUAAUUAUCGAGAUGAUCUGUCAAUUGAGGAGUGGAAGCUGCUGGUGAAAUUGAAGUCUCUUUUCAAGAUACCAUGAUUUAGAGUUGAUGAAACACCAGAGCAUAUUGGGAGUAUCACUGAGUUGUGUGGUUCUACAAAAGGUGCAAAAUGGCGAACCCAAUUUCUGUCCUGAGGUUUCCAUUUCUUCAACCACAGCAACUGAUUCGGGCACCAGAGUUGGGUGCCCUUGUAUGUAGUGAGGGAGUUGAAGUUCCAGUUUCUGUUGCAAUGAGAAAAGCUCAUCUUUCCUGCGGAGGAUAAAACUGCUCGGAUUUUCAACUUCGUGUUUUGUUUUUUUUUUUUUUUUUGGGUUAAUUUUUGUGAUAUACAAGGUCAUGGUGGCAGGCAACCUGCAAGAUGGAAGUGGUGGUAGUUAUCAUGGCAGUUUAUUCUGGAAAGAAGUUACUUUUUCUCCUUAUACAGAUUGAAUUAGAAUUUUUCGCCACAUGAAAUUUUUAUAGAUGUUUGUUUGGUCCCGGUAAAUUUUUAUGUAUCAAUUUUGGAGAACUGCCUUAGUAUAACCAUUUCCCUUACUGCUGCCCCUCGUAGUGUUUGGUUUUUUCUUGUAAUGGAAGCACGCGCUCUUGCAUUGCUUCUUUUCAUAACUCAAAAGUUGCAUGCAUUAAGAAUUUUGGAAUGAGAUUUCAGAUGGUGGGGAAUCAUUAUUAGUACCAUGGAUUAA